Molecule: messenger RNA, 861 nt
Organism: Rhizopus microsporus ATCC 52813
Lineage: Eukaryota; Fungi; Mucoromycota; Mucoromycetes; Mucorales; Rhizopodaceae
Exons: 1
Coding region: 1-861 (286 amino acids)
Source: RefSeq, a predicted model, not a curated record
AUGUCUUACAACAACAACACUUAUAACAACCAAGAUUCAAACGCUUUCAAUGAUACCAACCCUUACAAUAACGAGCAACCCUCAAAUCCUCGCCAUGACCGUGCUGACCGAUUAAACAAUCAAUUGAGUGAAAACCAAGGCAUUUCAGCUACAGGUCUGAACGACCCCUAUACACAUGCUAGUGCUCCUACUCGUACUCAAGGAACCACAUCCGAACGUAAUGAUCCCUUGAACUACUCUGGCGCUCCUAUUGCCGACACAAGAAAGGUCGACCAAACAUCCUAUGAUAACAAUGCUCCUGGCAUGUACAACCCCUCUGAAGGUAACCGCACCGCUGGUACUGGUAUUCCUUCUGUCACUGCUACUCAAAACAUCCGAUGUGGUGGUUCCGAAGGUGGUCGUUUCGGUGAAGCUGAACAAAGGUCUGAUGUAACCGAUUUACCUGGAUCUCGUUCUCAAGGUCAAACAGGUACAGGUACAGGCACCGGCACCGGCACUGGUCUUGGUCUUGGUAGCCAAACAGGCCAAACAGGCCACACAGGUUCUGCCCUCGCUGGUGACCAUGGCGCUUCUCACCACUCAAGACAUCAAGGCAAUGUAGGCGGUAUUGACGAACGUCGCGGACGUGAUGACACGAUGGUCUCUGGAGGUCCUACUGCUGCUUCUGGUACUGGCGCAACUGGUACUUCUGCUCCUGGCCAUUAUACUGAUGAUCAUCCUACGAGCACCAGUGAUAUUGACCGUAAACCUACUGCUGGUGAAAAGAUCAAGGGUAACCUCGAGAAGAUGGCUGGCAAGCUUACAGGAAAUGAGGCUAGAGCUGUCAAGGGCGAUAACAUUGCCCAUGGUCGUACUGCUUAA